Mobula hypostoma (lesser devil ray) is the source of this 3004-nucleotide messenger RNA. RefSeq names its product cadherin-related family member 1a (gene cdhr1a). NCBI's taxonomy places the organism in Eukaryota, Metazoa, Chordata, Chondrichthyes, Myliobatiformes, Myliobatidae. The record is from RefSeq and is a predicted model, not a curated record. Gene Ontology annotation, biological process: homophilic cell-cell adhesion. Gene Ontology annotation, molecular function: calcium ion binding. The transcript has 18 exons. Bases 1 to 2721 code for a protein of 906 amino acids. Gene Ontology annotation, cellular component: plasma membrane.
AUGGGCACAGCCCUCCUCGCCAUCAAGGCCAUCUCCAAGAGCUGGUAUCUCAAGAACUCAGUAUCCAUCAUUAAAGACCAUUUCCAUUGCAGAAAUGCGCUCAUCAUGGCACUGCCAUUGGCGGAGAAGGUUUUGUGCUGUCUCGGAAGACGUUUUCAGAUCCUGUCAUGGGUUCAAUCAGAUUAUGCUCCCUAUUUCUAUGACAAUGAACCAAACAGCACCAAUGGGAACAUGGCAAUGUUGAGCAUCCCUGAAGACACACCAUUAGGGUCCCACCUGUACACUUUAAAUGGCACCGAUCUGGAGGGAAAUGCUGUUACAUAUGGCAUGACAUUUGAUCCAGGAUCAAAAAACUAUUUUGCAGUGGAUCCAAAAACUGGAAAUGUCACAUUGGUGGAAGAGUUGGACAGAGAGAAGGAAGAUGAAAUUGAGGCCCUGAUCAGUAUUUCUGAUGGUGUGAAUGAAGUUGUGGAAAAGGUUCGAAUACUUAUAACAGACGCCAACGACGAGAGCCCAGAGUUCAUGAAGAUACCUUAUAUUGUUAAUGUCCCUGAGAACAUGCCACCAGGUGCCAGUAUCUUCAAAGUAUAUGCAGUGGACAGAGACAAUGGAUCUGGGGGCAGUGUCACCUACUUUCUGCAGAACAUGCGCAGAAGCAAGUUCUCCAUUGAUCGAUACAGCGGAAUUCUCCGGAUUAAGCCAAGCACAUCUUUAGAUUUUGAGAAGUCUCGGGCUCAUUUUGUCACUGUUAUCGCAAAGGAUGGUGGAGGGAUACACAGAGGAAAGCAUCAGAUCGGCUCAUCAACUGCCACUGUAACAAUUAAUGUUGUGGAUGUUCAGGACACCCCUCCUGUGUUUGCUGGUGUUCCCUAUUAUGGAUACGUGUAUGAAGACACAGAACCCGGUUCAGAAAUAUUUAGUGUGGUGGCCUACGAUGGAGACCGUGGAAACCCAAAUCCAAUCCAUUACUCAAUUGCACAUGGAAAUGAUGGUUCCUUUGAAAUAAAUAGUACAAGUGGGGUCAUUACUCUUCUGAAAACUACAGAACAACUUCAGAAGGAUGUUUACAAGCUAUUAAUUCAGGCCUCAGAAGUUGACCCAGAUGUUGAUACACCAGUGUUUAUGACAGCCAUGGUGACAAUCCAAGUGGUCGAUCUCAACAAUCAUCGGCCGACCUUCUAUGGUGAACACGGACCCCAGUCACAAUUCGAGAUCACGAUGCAGGAACAUCCACCUGCGGGAGAGAUACUGCGUGGUCUGAAAAUCACAGUGAACGAUUCUGAUCAGGGAGCAAAUGCACAAUUUAGCCUCACGUUGGUUGGCGAUGGUGGAGUAUUCCGAGUUAUUCCACAAACCAUCCUUAGUGAAGCCCAGGUCACCAUAAUAGUGGAGAACUCAACUGCCAUCGACUAUGAGAUAGUCCAAGUAUUCACUUUUGAGCUCCUUGCUGUUGAAUCCGAUACUCCAGAGCAACUCAGUUCAACAGCCACCGUCAUCAUUCAUAUAAUUGAUACAAAUGACAAUACUCCCAAGUUCACCUCGGAAUUCUAUGUCGCUCGGAUUCCAGAAAACUCACCUGGAGGCUCUCCUGUUAUCUGUGUAUCAGCACAUGACCCUGACUCAGAAAUGUGGGGAGAAGUCAAGUACUCGAUACACGGAGCAGGAGCAGAUCUAUUCCUGAUUCACCCAAGCACGGGAGUUAUCUACAUUCAGCCCUGGGCGGUACUGGAUGCUGAAGAACAAUCGAAGUACAACUUUCACAUCAAAGCAGAGGACGCGGAAGGGAAACACAGCUUGGCGGAGGUCUUUGUGACGGUUCUCGACGUAAACGACCACUAUCCAGAAUUUAAUGAUAACAUUUUGGACAAGGUUAUGAUUAUUGGAUCCGCUGUAAAAGUUGAGGCCAAAGAUGAGGAUGCGGAGGAACCAAAUAAUAUCGUAGAUUACUCGAUAAUGCAAGCUGAUCCGGCCAAUGUUUUCGACAUUGAUCAAGCCACGGGAGAGAUAAUGUUGAAGUCCUACAUCAGAUCUCUGGAGGUCAUUUACAACAUCACUAAAAACAAGGACUGCCAGUGGUCUUUGAUUGUGCAGGCUAAAGACAGAGGCUCUCCCUCCUUCAGCACUACAGCGGUCGUAAGAAUUGAUAUCACAGAGGAGACUUCUGGCAAGGGGCAUUUGGCAGACUUUUUAAUGCAAUCUAAAGAUAAUCCUAUGAAAGCCCUAGGAGCAAUAGCUGGAAUUGUUUGCUUUUUUGUGGUUCUGACUGUCAUAAUUUCCACGGUCAUGUUUUGGCGGAACAAGAAGUCCAGUAGAGUGGGUCCUGUGAGGCGUGUCAUAAAGCGGCGGCCAGGCUGGAAACUACAGACCCGCAGAUCAAGAUGGUUCCAGGGUAAGAGGUCCAGGAAAAAAAGGGCCAAUUUAAUGACUUGUGCAUCCAACCAGCACUUGCAAAACACAAGUAUGAACAAUAACCGCCCGCCGCUUCCACUGGCUUUGCCAAGUGCGCCCUCGCUUCCCCCUCCACCGACCACCCACUCAGCCAGACUCAAUAAACCCAAGUGGGACCUACCAACUGUCUCAGGAUCCAUCAGUCUCAAAACUAACUACAACCCUCAGCAAUCAGAAAACAACACCAUGAACAUCAAUGGUGCCCUGGUGUCAGAGCUUAAACAGCGCCUGGAGAGGAAAAUGAAAGAAGAUGCUUCUAAGCUGUACUUAUAAAAUGUUUGGAUGCGACAAUAAGUAUUGAUAUGAUUGAAAUGCUUUGUUGAUGCUUUCUUUUUCUGUCAAAGAACUGUGUUUAAUAACACUGGACAACAAAUUUUUUCGAAAGUGUUGUUUCCUCAGAAUUUUCUUUUUGUUUAUGAUAGACCGCUUGAAGUUGAACUCAAAUAUAAUUUCAGACUAGUUGUAUCACGUAGGAAUUUGGAGAAGCAAGAAAUUAACUUUUAUUGAAUAUAAUGCAUUUAAUUGCAUAACAGUGCUGACGCUUUGCAAUCAUUCA